AUGCGGGAGAACUAUGAGACGCUGGUCUCCGUGGGGACAGCUGAGCUGCUGCCCCUCUCUGCUUUCCUGUCACCUACUGAGCCUGGAGGAUCCAUGGAGGGAAGGAGCCUUGUUGCUGAGAGGCAGGAGCCUCCUGGUGGAGGAGGCCCCCAGGGAGGACAGCCCCGGCACAGCCUGCACCUCACUGCCCUGGUGCAGCUGGUGAAGGAGAUUCCAGAGUUCUUGUUCGGGGAAGGCAAGGGCGCUGUGGACAGCCCCGAGAGUGGGGCGGCUGGCCUGGAUGGGGAGAGAGCGAGCCCAGAGGCUGCUGUGGCAGUGGAACCUUGCACCCUUCGAGGCCUGCUUAGCUGCCUUCCGGAUGCCCCCGUCAGCCAUCCCUACCUGGCCACCACGCCCACCAGCAGCUCAUCCUCCAGCAGCCCACAUAGAGAUGGGGAGCAGGGAAGCCCCCUUCCCCUCAAAACUGCUGACAAACCACGGCCUACAGGGCAAGAAGGCCCAAGAGCCCCCAGCGAGGAGCCCAGUCCUCCCACCUGUAGCCCCGGAAGGAAAAAGAGCCACAGAAGGCAGGAGAGAGGGACGAUGGAGACAGGAACCUCUCCUGGGAACAGCCCCUUGCAAGGCCUCAUCAACUGUCUGAAAGAAAUCCUUGUGCCUGGGCCCCAGCACCCUGAGCCAUCCCCAAACUUACUGCCCCAUCUCCCCGGCCUGGGUACAUCAAGGCCAACCAGAGUGGAGUUGAGCCUUGGGAGCCUGCCCUCGGGAGUGAAGACAGAGGCAGUGUCAGGGGAUUGUCCCCUCCAGGGUCUGCUGAACUGUCUAAAGGAGAUCCCAGAGGUCCAGGAUGGGAAUCCCAGCCCCUCAGGAGCAGGGGACCCCAAGCUGCAGGAGGACCAAGGGGCCUGGAAAAGGAAUUUUGGAGAGGCGGCCAGGGAGCCUCUUCUGACUCUGGGCCUGCAGGGCUUUGCAAGAGAUGGCCCUGACCGACCCCCAGGCCCCCAAGGCACCCCCGCCAGCUUAUCUUCAUCCAGCAGCACUGACGGGGACCUGGAUUUCAGGAGCCCUGGGGGGAGCGAGGGGCAGCGGAAUGGAAAAGGAAGCCCAGCAGGAAGCUCCCCACUCCAGAGUCUAGAGAACUGUCUCAAAGAGAUUCCUGUGCCCAGGUUGCAGUCUGCCUGGUCCUGCUCAGCAGUGGACAGGGGACCGAAGAGAGCAGAGCCCAGGAACUGGGUGGCAGACAAGGAAGGACUGAGGGGCGAGGCCUGCGAGCCGCCUCACCUUGGACAGGGCAGGGCAGAAGUGCCCCCCAGGAGCCUCCCUCUGGCCAGCCCACAGGCGUUCUCUGCUGGCUUUGUCCCUGCCUGCCGCCAGCGCCAGCAGGGGUUCCAAGACCAUGCGGCACCCAGGCUGGGAUCAUGGAGGUGGCUCCCAGACGGGGCAGCCACCACACCCUCCCCUCUACACUGCCUGGAGAGCUCUCUGAGGGUGAUCCUGCCCGUGAGGCCGCUGCGCUUCUCCUUCGUGGCUGGCCCCGGUCCCAGCCCCAGCCCCGGCUCCAGCUCAAGCUUCAGUAGCUCUGAUGGAGAAGACCUGAGGCUGGAGCCCGAGCUCUGGCAGCCUCUCCCCCAGAGUGAGCUGCACCCCAGGCCACCAUUCACUGCUCUGAUGCCAGAGAAGGACCGCCUUCUCAGCUACAAGAGUCCUGGCCCUGUGUCCCCAUGCUCUGGUGGGCCCCCCACUGGCAGCAGCAGGAGCAAUAGCCAUGCUGAAGACCCCAGGAGAGCAGAGCACAGGGACUGCAGCAGUCUCAGUGCAGCAGGACAGGCAGAAGAGAGUCUGGGAAGCAGGUCCCAGUUGCCUGGGAAAGAAGAAAGCGUGGAGAGCAGCUGCCACCCUGGCCCCCUGGGCAGUGCCACAGGAGGCGGAGGGGUGCCUAAGGAUCCUGGCCCUGCUUCUCAGCUGGAGAAAAGGCCAAGGGCUGGUGAAGAACCCGAGGGUCUGGAGCCUGGGCACAGAAGGCCCAGUGUUGCAGCCAGGACCCAUAGAAGGCUGCUCCCCAGGGCCCUACCUGAGCCACCCAGCAAGUCUCUCCUGCUGGAGCUGCCCCCUCCUGCUGCUGUCUCUCCUGCCUCAUCAGCCACCUCCCUACCGCCACCAUGCCCCUGCGGGAAGCCCCUGCGACAGGAGCUGCACAGCCUUGGUGCUGCCCUUGCAGAGAAGCUGGAUCGGCUGGCCGUGACCCUGGCAGGCCUGGCCCAGGAAGUGGCCACCAUGAGGACCCAUGUGGAUCGGCUGGGGAGGCGCCCACGGGGCCCUGGGCAGAAGGGCCAGACUUCCUGGUCUUGGACCCUCCCCCGGGGACCUCGCUGGGCCAAUGGCCCUGGUCACAGAUACCUGCCCUACUGGAGACAGAAGGGCCCCACGAGGCCUAAACCAAAGAUCCUCCGGGGCCAGGUGGAAGGCUGCAGGGCUGGUGACCCCCCAGGACUGUCUAGAGGGAGGGGUCACCUGAUGCCUCAGCUGCCUUCAGAUCCUCCCCCGGCAGAAAUUUCUGGGCCCAACUGCAGCCCUUCCCAGCAGCCUCCCUCCUCAGCACCCAGCUGCCAGGCUGUGCUGACUGUAUACCCUCCCUUCGGACACACUGGGGGCCACCAGAGCCCCGUUUCUCCUUCAGUGCCUGCUGCCUUACCCCCCCAGAUGGCCUCUCCUCCUGCAGCCAGUGCAGACACAGAUCCAUUGGCUGCAGGAGCAGCACAAGCUGGAAACCCAGACCAGCCCAAGGAGCCCAACAGCCUGCUGGGAGGAGUCCAGAGAGCUUUUCAAGAAGGACUCUGGGCUGGUGAACACAGGGACCCGAGGUGGGGGGCCCAUUAGCCUCAUUCUUCAGCAGGAUGCAGGAGUGGCCCCAAUGCCCCUUGGCCCCACCCAGGCCAUCCUGUUGCAGGGGCCAGCUCCCUCCCCACCUGCUCCACUGACCCUUCCAUUGCUGGAGUUCUGCCCUUUGCCCUGACGGCAGGCAAGACCCCCAGAUGGUGUUUGCUCAGGCGGCCACUGUGUGGGGUGCAUUCCUCAGCCACGCCUCUGGCUUUCUUGGCUCAGGUUCAAUCACAUGUACCUCCCCAUCCUGUCCUUCCCACUGGAACCACCGAAGCUCUCAGAUGGGUAGUGUGCACAUGUGCACACCAUGCAAACACAGUGCUCUGUGCAGCUGCAGAGUGGCCCCGAGAACCCCUCUUUCUAACCACCUGCCGCUCCUGGUCUCAGCCCUGUGAAGGGCUGGGCUCUCGGCUUUCUGGAAUAACUGCUGGCACAGAUUUCAUUUUGGGAGAACUCUGCCCCUUGGUGGCAUGUGCAGACUCAUCCCCACUUCAAGUGCCUGGUGGGGCCAUCUCAGAGUGACCCAGGGAACCUAAAUUAAAGAAGUUAGUUGCCGAGGAAA
Galeopterus variegatus (Sunda flying lemur) is the source of this 3439-nucleotide messenger RNA. RefSeq names its product protein KRBA1-like. NCBI's taxonomy places the organism in Eukaryota, Metazoa, Chordata, Mammalia, Dermoptera, Cynocephalidae. The transcript has 14 exons. Bases 1 to 2874 code for a protein of 957 amino acids. The record is from RefSeq and is a predicted model, not a curated record.